Molecule: messenger RNA, 990 nt
Organism: Dipodomys ordii (Ord's kangaroo rat)
Lineage: Eukaryota; Metazoa; Chordata; Mammalia; Rodentia; Heteromyidae
Product: olfactory receptor 7E24-like
Exons: 1
Coding region: 142-990 (282 amino acids)
Biological process (GO): G protein-coupled receptor signaling pathway
Cellular component (GO): membrane
Molecular function (GO): G protein-coupled receptor activity; olfactory receptor activity
Source: RefSeq, a predicted model, not a curated record
UUUUCUAAUGAGAUUUCUUCUUUUAGCAGUUGCCCAAGUCAUACUGAAGCACAAAAUCUAUCCACAGUCUCAGAGUUCCAUCUCCUGGGCCUCUCAGAUGACCCUAAAUUACAGCCAGUCCUCUUUGGGCUGUUUUUGUCCAUGUACUUGAUCGCCAUGCUCGGAAAUCUACUCAUCAUCCUGGUGGUCAGCUCUGAUCGACACCUCCACACCCCCAUGUACUUCUUCCUCUCCAUCCUCUCCUUGGCUGACAUUGGCUUCACUUCUACCACUGUUCCCAUCAUGCUGGUGGACAUCCAGACACAAAGCACAGCCAUCUCCUAUGCAGGCUGCCUCACACAGAUGUCUCUUUUCCUCUUUUUUGGUUGUAUGGAUGACAUGCUUCUGACCAUGAUGGCCUACGACCGCUUUGUGGCCAUCUGUCACCCCCUACACUACCCAGUCCGCAUGAACCCUCGCUUCUGUCGGAUCUUAGUAUUGGUGUCUGUUUUCUUCAGUCUUUUGGACUCCCUGCUGCACAAUUCAAUCAUCUUACAAUUUGCCUGUUUUAAAAGUGUGGAAAUCCCAAAUUACUUCUGUGAUGCUUCUCAAAUAUUUAAGCUCUCCUGUUCUGAUACCUUUAGAAAUAACUUGCUCAUAUAUUUAAUUAGUGUCAUAUUGGGAUUUGUUCCUGUUUCAGGGAUCCUUCUCUCUUACUACAAAAUCAUCUCUUCCAUCCUGAAGAUCCCAUCGCAAAGUGGGAGGCACAAAGCCUUCUCCACGUGCGGCGCUCACCUAUCGGUGGUUUGCUUUUUUUAUGGAACAUUGCUUGGUGCUUACUGUGGUUCCACUGUAUUUCAUUGUUCCAGGAAACUUGUGGUGGCCUCGGUGAUGUACACGGUGGUCAGCCCCAUGCUGAACCCCUUCAUAUAUAGCCUGAGGAACAGGGACAUCACCAGGAGCCUGAAGAGGCUGCACAGUAGGAUCAUCAAAACUCAGGGCUUGGAGUAG